Molecule: messenger RNA, 1662 nt
Organism: Beauveria bassiana ARSEF 2860
Lineage: Eukaryota; Fungi; Ascomycota; Sordariomycetes; Hypocreales; Cordycipitaceae
Product: MFS quinate transporter
Exons: 3
Coding region: 1-1662 (553 amino acids)
Biological process (GO): transmembrane transport; carbohydrate transport
Cellular component (GO): membrane
Molecular function (GO): carbohydrate:proton symporter activity
Source: RefSeq, a predicted model, not a curated record
AUGGCCCGCCGCGUGGCCAGGCUGCUCCGCGCCAUUGUCCGCAACGACGCCAUGAAGGAGGACCCGGAUCCCAUCUACAACGGCCGCGUCCUGGCCCUCGUCUGCGCGGCCUGCUUUGGCGGCAUGCUCUUUGGCUGGGACACGGGCGCCAUCGGUGGCGUCCUGCACAUGCCCGCCACCCAAGCCCGCUUCGGCUUCCUCCACGCCUCGGACAAGCGCAAGGCCGACCAGGAGCAGAAUAUCGUCUCCACCCUCCAGGCCGGCUGCUUCCUCGCCUGCCUCGUCACCGGCUGGGCCGCCGACCGCUUCGGCCGCCGGAGGGCCCUCGUCGCCGCCGGCGUCUUGACCGUCGUCGGCGUCGUCUUGCAGGCGGCCUCGGCGGCUCGCGGUACCCUCGCCGUCAUGUACGUCGGCCGCUUCGUCGCCGGGCUCGGCUGCGGUGCGGCCUCGGCCCUCACCCCCAUCUACGUCUCCGAGUGCGCGCCUCGCGCCAUCCGCGGCGGCUUGACGGCGUUUUAUCAACUCUUCAACGUCUUUGGCAUCAUGGUUGCCUUUUGGGUCAAUUAUGGAUGUCUUCUCCAUGUCCCCGCACCCGCCAAAUUCAUCGUCCCGCUGGCCCUCCAGUCGCUGCCGGCCGUCCUCCUCGUCAUUGGCAUGGUCCUCUCCCCAGAGUCGCCGCGCUGGCUCGCCAAGGAGGACAACUGGGAGCAGGCCACCUCGACGCUCGCGCGGUUGCGAGACCUCCCGCCCACACAUGCCUACGUGCAAGGCGAGAUUCAGGAAAUGGCCGACCAGCUCGAGGUUGAGCGUCGUCUGACUGGUGGCAGCUCCUCCGCAGCCCUUUUCCGCGAAAUGUUCUUGAUCCCCGGCAACCGUAAUCGCGCUCUCAUCUCCAUCAUGCUCAUGAUUUGCCAGCAGCUCACGGGCGUCAAUGCCAUUAACUACUACGCUCCCCAACUAUUCGCCAACCUGGGCAUGGACGCCACUGACUCGUCCUUGUUCGCCACCGGAAUCUACGGCGUUGUCAAAGUCGUCAGCUGCUCCAUCUUCUUGCUCUUCGUGGCCGACUCGCUCGGUUGCCGACGCAGCCUCCUCGCCACCGCCGCCUCGCAGGGCGUCGUGCUCUUCCUCAUUGCCAUCUACGGCCGCGUCCAGCCCCCCACCAAGGGCGAGCCCGUCACGGCCUUUGGCUACGUCGCCAUUGCCUGCAUCUACCUCUGGGCCGCGUCGUUCCAGUUUGGCUGGGGCCCGGCCUGCUGGAUCCUCGUCAGCGAGAUCCCCGCGGCCCGCCUGCGCGCCCUCAACGUCUCCCUCGCCGCCGCCACCCAGUGGCUCUUCAACUUCGUCGCCGCCCGCACCGUCCUCACCAUGCAGAGCACCAUGGGCCGCGCCGGCUACGGCAUGUACUUUUUGUUUGGCAGCUUCUGCUUCCUCAUGGGCGUCUUUGUCUACUUUUUCGUGCCCGAAACGAAGGGCCUCUCCCUGGAAAAGAUGGACCAGCUCUUUGGCGUCACUGAAUCGCUGCAUCGUAAAUUGGACGGCGACUCCGAGACGGGUGCUAAAAUAACGCGCCCACUGUCAACAGCACCAUCAUCCAUGAGGUUCACGCCGCGGAAAAGCAACCCUCAUUCAAUAAACAAAGGCGCCGCUACCGCCACGUGA